Molecule: messenger RNA, 4030 nt
Organism: Marmota monax (woodchuck)
Lineage: Eukaryota; Metazoa; Chordata; Mammalia; Rodentia; Sciuridae
Gene: Slamf7
Product: SLAM family member 7
Exons: 7
Coding region: 1577-2638 (353 amino acids)
Biological process (GO): T cell activation
Cellular component (GO): external side of plasma membrane
Source: RefSeq, a predicted model, not a curated record
GGAGAUCAUCUCAGAGCCAAUGCUCCUGAUGCCCAAAACAUCUGAGCCUGGGUCCCCUGCCCCAGCUCGCUGUACCUCCAAAAGCAGGUUGGCCGGGGGGUGUUUCCUGCUUUCUUAGCCUUCUGGCUCACUUUGCUCAGAAGCCAUGCAGAGAUGUUUGGGGAGAUCUCCUUUUUUCACUUUUAGCCAUACUUGCAGAAGUAAGACCCCAAAAUAAGAAGCUGCCUCAACACCGGUUUCAACAGCCCCCUCACCCUUCAUUCCCCCUCCCCUCAUGUGUCAGGUAUCUGCACUUCUCAAGUGCUUUCAGAUCCAUAUUUACACUUUGACUUCCUCAAACUGCUGGUAAAUUAAGGUGUUAUUUUUUUUCUCCAAUAAAUAUUCCAAAAACUGAAACUCAAAGUGGUAAGUGGUAAACAAGCCUCUCAGAGGAACAAUCCCACUUCUUUGUGACCUUAAGAAAGUCACUCAGUCUCAGUAUUCUAAUCUUAUAGAGUUUAACUUUUCUCUCAUGGAGUUGUUCUGAAGAUCAAGAAAGAUAAUGCCAGCCAGGCAUUUGACACAGGCCCUUAAUCCCAACAGCUGGGGAGGCUGAGGCAGGAGGAUUGCAAGUUCAAAACCAGACUCAGUAAAACUUAGUGAGGUCCUAAGCAACUUAGAAAGACCCUGUCUCAAAAUAAAAAAAUAAAAAGGACUGGAGAUAUGCUCAGUGGUUAAGCACCCUUGGGUUUAAUCCCUGACACCAAAAAUAAAGAAGAAAGAAAGAAAAACAAUGCUGUUAAAGUUACUAACAAUUUACAGAGUGGCACCUAGUGUUCAUUGCUGGGUCUGUGAUUAUUGGGGGAACCAGAAUGGAAUCCAGGGCUCCUGACUGCCAGUAAGACUAGAACCCUUUUUAACACUUCUGCACAUGGGGCGGGGGGAGUUAGGCCAUUCCUAUGCCACUUUCUGGUAAAACCCCGUGACUCCAUCAUCUAUAACAUCAUCAUGCCAUGACUCUCUGAGGAGGACCCCAUGACUUCAUCACAUGUCUCUGGGAAGGACCCCAGGACUCCAUCCGGAACCUAGUGCUAAUAGACCGGCCAUGGGCUAAUACACAUCAAAAGGCUUUCUCCAGUUACCACCCAAGGAUAUAUUUGUUUCUGGAGAAUUUUAAAAAUGAAGUAACAUAAGUGGUGAAUUUUCGGGGCAUGGGUGUAAAAAUAAGUGUUAGAGACUUCCUUGUGGGAGAACUUCUUACUGGGCUUUAUGGGUUUUGAAUAAGUUUUAUUUUAGAUGGACAGAGAUUCCUCUCUGGGCCUGAAGUAGGAAGUGAACUGACGGUCAGGAGAGGGAGGAGGCCUGGCUGACCAUCUGCUGGUGGCAGUGGGUAGCAGUCUUGGGUUUCGUAUCUUUUCACAGAAUUAUAGAUAGCAUCAUCCUAACCUUAGAGCAAAAGCCCUGGGUUUUCCUGAGGUAUGACAACCCUCAGUCACGCGGCACCCACUGUGCCAGAGAAGAGCUAUCAUUAUAGCCGAGUGCCCUCAGACUUACCAAACCAUUUAGCUGCUAUGAAAAUGAGAAAGGGAUAGAAUAGAUGCAGAGGAGGCAAGUUCCGGCAUUCCCUGCUCUGACUUUGGAAAAGCAACCCUCUGGAGACGAUAGACAAGCCUCACAGUGGUCCAGUCCUCCUGGACCUUUAGCCUCUGGAGCCCUGAAGGAGAAGUUUGGUGUCCUUGGUGGAUCUGUGACCUUUUCUGUGGAAACUUCAAUACAGAAUAUUGACAGUAUUGUCUGGAUCUUCAAUUCAACCACUCUUGCCAUCAUAAAGCCAGGUGUGGCAGACAAAAAAGCCACUAUCCUUAUGACCCGAAGUCAUAACGAGGAAAGGAUGAUCUUCUCAGGCAGUAACUAUUCUCUGACACUCCUCCAACUGAAGAAGAAUGACUCAGGGAUCUACCGUGUGGAGAUGAACUUCUUAUCCUCUCAGUCAUCCUUCACCCAGGAAUAUGGGCUACAAGUCUACGAGUGCCUGUCAAAGCCUAAAGUCACCAUGGGUCUGCAGAACAAUAAGAAUGGCACCUGCGUAACUAAUCUGACAUGUUCCAUGGAACAGGGAGGAGAGAAUGUGACAUACAGCUGGAAUGUCCUGGGGCAGAGAAGCAACAAAUCUUAUGAUGGCUCUAUCCUUCCCAUAUCCUGGAGUCUGGGAGAAAGGGACACGGUCUUCAUCUGCACGGCCAGGAACCCCAUCAGCAGUAAUUCCUCAAGUCCCAUCCUUGCCUGGAAGCUCUGUAGAGAUGCUGAUGGCGAUGGUUCCAAUUUCCUCCUCACCUUCCUGUGUCUUCUGUUGGUGGUCUUCACACUCUGCACCCUUGUGCUGAUGUUUCAUUUGACUAUGCGGAUAAAGAGAAGAAAAGAGCCCAUUGAGGGUGAAAAAAGAAUGGACAUUCAUCAGGAAAUUCCUAAUGUCUGCCCCCACUCCGGAGAGAAAACAGUGUAUGAAACGAUUUGCUAUGCUCAUAAAAUUAAUCCAGCAGAAGAUCCACUAAAUACACUUUAUUCCACUGUGCAGAUACCAAAAAUGGUGGAGAAUCCCUGCUCACCGACCACCACGCCAGACACACCCAGGCUGUUCACCUAUGAGGAUGUCAUUUAGACAUCAGCAUGCUGCCCUCAAACCUCACUCCAGAGGAAGUACAAAGAAAUGCAUCCACUUGUCCAGAAUACCUGGAAGAAACCAUUCCUAAGCAUACACCUUUGAGUUUAGGAGUUCAUAAUUCUACCAACUCCUGAGAACUCUCUUUAAACCCAGAAUCUAUAUCACUUCCCAUAUGGAAUGUGACUGUGAAUUUAUCAGUCAAUCUCUAGAAAAGGCUGAAUAUCUCUACUAACAUGUAAAUGCAUAUUAAUAUCUGCCUCGGUCAUAUUAAUGAUGGCCCCAGGACAGGGCUUGGAGUCUCAUUCCAGUCCAGGGUUAGGAGGACAGAAUAUACCAAGAAUCUGGUUUCCAGGAGGGCAAGAAGGCCAGGCCAGACAGGUGUGUCUGGCACCAGCAGGUGUAACUGCCAAAAAUGAAUGAAUGAAUCAUUCACUAUGUACGGGGCACUGUUGAACUUAAUUGGGCAGAUGUGCUCUCUGCUCUCAUGAACCUGAGCACUCAUGAACUACUUUUAUGGCCAGUUAUGGGAGGCUUAACACAAAUUCUUGUGUAUCAAGUUCUGAAUACACAAAACUUGAAGGUCAAAGCUCACAAGGACACAGAAUUGUGCAUGGGCAAGAACAAGAACACCCCUCUACUCUCAGAACUCCUACCACCACCCCACCAUGGCCUGGCUUAAUUUGUACUCCUACGCUGCAAAUAAAAGCCUAGGCCUUGUUAAGGUCUAUACAGGAGCCUAUCUCGGUGCAAAAACUCUACAGGCACAUUUUGGGUCUAGUAUGACACCUAGAGUUGGGAUGUGGGGCCUGGUGUAUGAAUUACUUGUAAACUUUCAAAGUGUGUUUCAAUAUUUAUUAAUAAGCUUUGCUAGGUCACUUUCACAAAUAAGUCAGACAUGAUCUCCUACCCCUAUAGAACUCACCUUCUUUUUAGUGAAAUGGUAAAGACUUGGGGAGGGUGAAAAGUAGGACUGCACUUGAUGUGUUCCUGAUACAUGUUUUGAAUGGAGACACUAGGAAGGGAACUGGGGCCCAGGGCUGGGAUAUGAAAUAAGGUGGACAAAUUGUGUAUUUAAAUUUGUGAAAAGAGUAAACAUCUGGGAGGGAAAACGUUUGAAUAUAAGAUGGCCAAGUUAAGAGAAAAUAAACUUGCAAGAAAAAAAAAUAAAGAGAAUGAACUCAGGCUGAUGUGAGAGGAAAUCAAAGUUAAAAAUAGGAGUAGGUGUGGAAACUAACCCAUCACCACCAUGAGGGACUCAGCUAGGCCCACCCAGAGCUGGGCAGGUGUGGAUUGCCCAAACCAUAGCAUGAUAAAUGCUGUAUUUAUUGCUACAAUUUUCUGGGGGAAUGGUGGGGAGUGUCCCUUUUAAUAAAAUCAUGCUUUGAGGAA